CCACUAUGGAUUCCAAGUGGAAACUGAAGCUCGGCAUCAGACUAAAUGAAUAGAGGCAGUUUUGGGGGAUUGUCCAUCCAGCGCGGUGAUAAGGCGAACCUACACGGAACGGCUGCUAGAAUUUGGGUAAAUCAAGCCCAGAUUUUACGGUGAUGGACUCUUACGAUGUCAUAGCAAACCAGCCGGUUGUCAUAGACAAUGGCUCAGGUGUCAUUAAAGCUGGCUUUGCUGGUGAUCAGAUUCCAAAAUACCACUUUCCCAAUUAUGUUGGAAGACCAAAGCAUGUGCGGGUCAUGGCUGGCGCAUUAGAGGGCGAUAUAUUCAUUGGGCCAAAGGGGGAGGAGCAUCGUGGUCUGCUGUCAAUCAAGUACCCAAUGGAGCAUGGUAUUGUUAAAGACUGGAAUGAUAUGGAGCGAAUAUGGCAGUAUAUUUAUUCCAAAGAUCAGCUGCAGACAUUUUCUGAAGAGCAUCCUGUUCUACUAACAGAGGCUCCCCUCAACCCACGGAAGAAUCGGGAGAAGGCAGCUGAGGUGUUCUUUGAGACAUUCAAUGUUCCGGCUCUCUUCAUCUCAAUGCAGGCUAUUCUAAGUUUAUACGCAACAGGUCGGACAACGGGAGUAGUUCUGGACUCCGGUGACGGUGUGACGCACGCCGUGCCGAUUUAUGAGGGCUUUGCUCUCCCUCACUCCAUCAUGAGGAUGGACAUAGCCGGCCGGGAUGUCACUCGCUACCUGCAGCUGCUUCUGAGGAAGGAGGGUUUCAAUUUCCACACGUCAGCUGAGCUGGAAGUCGUCAAGAUGAUCAAAGAACGAUCUUGUUUCCUGUCCAUCAACCCACAAAAAGAAGAGACGACGGACACGGAGAAAUCACUCUACAUGUUGCCCGAUGGAAGCACGCUAGAGGUUGGGCCAGCCAAGUUCCGGGCCCCUGAGCUCCUCUUCAGACCGGAUCUGGUGGGUGAGGAAUGCGAGGGGCUCCACGAGGUGCUGACAUUUGCCAUCCAGAAGUCCGACAUGGACCUUCGGCGGACCCUUUUUGCCAACAUUGUGCUGUCGGGAGGCUCCACGCUCUUCAGGGGUUUCGGGGAUCGGCUGCUCAGUGAAGUGAAGAAGCUGGCACCAAAAGAUGUGAAAAUAAGAAUAUCAGCCCCACAAGAAAGGUUAUAUUCAACAUGGAUUGGGGGUUCGAUUUUGGCCUCGCUAGACACUUUCAAGAAGAUGUGGGUGUCUAAAAAAGAAUAUGACGAGGAUGGAGUACGGGCUGUCCAUCGGAAGACAUUCUAAAGCAUCAGGCAAUAUUGGUCAUGUAGUCUCGAGAACAACAGUAACCAUGUCACUUGUACUAGUGGAAAUUCUUCUUAAGUUGCAGCUUUCUACUUUUGUUUGUAAGCCACAGAAACUGGGGAUAGGGAUGGAAAUUGUUAAACUACAAUAAAUUUGUCAAAAUUGCUGAUUGCAGAAUUUUUUAUCCGGAUUUUUCUGAUUUCAGGAGUUUUCAAACGAUCUCUUUCAAAAUCAUGAAGGUGUUUUUCCCAUAUAAAAGUUGGUACGUUAAGGCAAACACAAAUGUGUGCCAUGUGUAUUUCCCACGGAUGAAUGCAGAACCAAUUUUUUUUUUCCCGGGCGUCAUUUUUGUGUGUGUACCCUUUGUUAUGGUCUUUUUUUGAGGGGUGAGGCUAAAUAUGGGACUUUGUAACACGCUUUGGGAGAAAAAAAAAAUGAAAUGGAAAAAAGAAAAAUGUGCUCGCAUUAUCGUUUGUAAAAGUGAAAGCAAUUUGCCUCUUUUUGUGGGGUGGGGGUAUAUUGACUCCCCCAUUUCCACCAGUGGUAUUUCCAAGUUGUGUGCUGAGAAUUUAGUCAUGUACAAAGGGUACUUAAACAUGUUUUAAGGAGUUGUGCCUCAACGUGAAAGUUCCUUGGAUUUUAAUAAUACAUUACCAUUAAAAAAGUUACAGCUUCUUUUGGUUACUGUCAUGGAGUGUCUUAGAAAUGGAACAUUCUGGUUCCGAGUAGAAAGCUUGUGGUUAAACCCUAAACUUGAAUCUAUUCUUCAGGGAACAACUCGAACGUUGGAAACGUUCACAUUCUGUUUGGCCAUUUGCAUCGAAACACCUGCAUUCCAUUGGAGUGUUCCCGUGCUUUUUUGCAUAGACUGUUCUGAAGCAGCGUUCCAACAGGAAUGCUGUGUUCCCUGUGGAAUGGCCACCCGUUCCAGAUUGAAAGCAUGGCAUUCCAAAGGCAAUGUUUCGACCGUUCUGGAUUAUGAGAUGUUCGCUUAGUGACAUUGAGCAGUUUUCCCAGGCAGAAUGGUCUGACAGAAAAUACGUUCUGGGUAGAAUUUGAUUUCUUGGGGGAGAACUUUGGAAAGCUUGUUUUGCAUUUUACUUGCCAGUUUACAUAUUUUGAGAAGGAUGUAUAUUUCCUAAUACAAAGAUAUUAGGAGUGGUGAUGAAAUCCAUGAAGUUGUGAACAUUCUGUUCGGAAAAUUUGUAGUCAUUUGCCAAGAAACCAAUUCUGUUUACAAAGAAACUUACUUUUCUAGAUCCUUCCAAAUGCAGCAUGAAGCUUUGGAAGAAUUUUAAGGGCAAGGAAGAUGGAUCCACAUCAUUUCAUAUCAUAAGGGACUUGAUGUCCCUUGAAGAUUGAAAUAUAAUUGGAUCCUUCCAUAGAGCUAUAUCAAAUAGACCUUUUGCCAUGAAAUGUGCAAAUUAGACCGGUGCAUGCAUGCUACUACUGCUGGUUGGCAAGCACGUCUGUCAACACUAUCGGCAGUGUAGGAGAAAUGCUACAACCAUAAACCUGGCGCAUUGAGGGUCAAUCAGCCUUCGUCUGAUACCUCGGCACGCUUCUCUCAAAACUAAAGAAAGUUUCCAUUUUCUCAAGGUUGGAAAGUAACAAUUCCUUGUCUUUAAGUGUGGCACUCAUGUCAGACUAGUACAGAAAUGACGUUAUGUGCUCAUAGUUGCCAGCGCAUGGAGAUUUGUAUUGUUACGUCAUAGAUUCAAGCAACUUUGCCUACCAGCAGUAAAUGCACAUGAGCCUGCCUUAUUUGCAUAUUUAACGGGAAAGGUCCAUUACAAGUGCUAACUUGUCGGUCCCCACACAGAAAAGUUUAAAUGCCUCCUGAGUGCAGACAGUUUGAAUUCAUGUGCAUAUUUGUAGCACAUAAUGUGAUACGAUGGAAGGAAUUCCACAAGAUGUAGUGAAAUGAAAUGCACGCAAGUACAACAUACACAAAUAAUGUUGUAGUGUAUAAUGUAUUAGAAAGCCUUUGCAAAGUUCAUCUGCAGCACAGAAUGCAUACAUGUGCAUUGUUUACACACAGCAAAAUGAAUCGCUCAUUUACCAAUUGUGUAUUGAGGUUUUUGGUGCAUCAGCUUUGUUGACUCAUUUUUUUUAAGGAUGUAGACGCAGAUGUGCAAAUAGUUGUACAAACUUUUGAGUUUUUCCCAUAGGUUUUGUGCACAAACAUGGAUGCGCCCAGCAGGCUUUACUUUGCAAAGCGUGUUAGCACUCUGGUAAUGUAAUACAGCUCUGCGGUUGCUUCAGGGCUCUUUGCAAAAUGCUGUGAGACUUCAGAGUAAUUUCUUCAGUUGCAACCUAUAUUGAGAUUCUUAGGUUUUACAUUAUUUGUUAUUACAUUCACGUGAGAUGCCGUACUUGGUGGCAUACAUGUAUUUGCAUUCCCAUUCAUUUUUUUUUACAUUUACAAAUUAUUUGUUUUGCUUUUUCAUCAUUUAAGAAAUUUAGCACUAGUUAAGAAAUGCUUACAAAGAAAAAAAACCCCAAAACUCAUAAUUUUGUCAAAAUUUCUUCCUUUUAUAAUCGUUGGCGAGCAUAAAUAUGAGUAGGUCUGCAGAAUUGGAGACAGAUUUAGGGUUGAAAUUUUAGUGUGGUCAUAGAGAAAAAGUGUAUCGUAGAACUGUAGCAACAGAAAGCGUGGUUCAACUAUGUAACUGUAAAUAUUGGUCAGUGUGUAGUUAUCAUAGAAGCUUGCGGCAGAAUUUUGGAAUUCCAAAUUAAUUUAUGAUGUAUCUCAACAAUACGGUUGAGGAUUUCAGUUAGAGCCAAGCCAUAAAGCAAUGUGUUUGGGGUGGCAUACAGGGGACCCCUUCAUGUUAAAACAUGGGUUUUGUUGCUGAGCAGGAGGGACCCUCUUUCUUUUCUGGUGUUUUCCUAAAUGCUAAGCUGGUGUUGUACUUCUCCGUAUUUGGCAUAAGGGUUGACUUAUGCUCUAACCCUCACCCUCCCAGAAAUGAGAUUAUAGGAUUCUUGUGAUCUUGUGAGCUAUCCAAUUGAAAUGAUUCACAAUACAUGUAGUGUUUCCAAAAUGCUUACCUCCCCCCCCAAAGUUUUUUUCUGACUUGUGAGUCAAAGUUGGUAAACAACAUGUUACCAGCUACUGUGCUUUGGAGAUUAAGUGCAUUGUGUAAAAAGAUCGAUGCAGGUCGAUUUGAAGCAGGUUUAGAAUUAUCAUUGUUUCCCCCAUGUAGUGACAGUAAAUGGGAAGUUGCAAGAUUUGGUUGUGAAAGCGUAGACAAGGUACGAUGAUUUAAUUGUGGCACAGAGACAACUUUUUCCCACAGUGCUGAGCACACAAUUUGAUUUGGGCCCCCCUAGCAACAGUGUAGCUGUAAAGUGAAAUGUCCAAUAUUCUCAACUCGUCUGUUCUUAAGCCAUGAGCUUUUCAAGGGAACUAGGCGGACCAAGACAAACAUGUACCUCGGGCUUUGUUCAUCCUCAGUUCCCCGUGAUUGGUCUCUUUUUUUUUUUCUUUACUGGUAUGUAGCUUAUGAUGCAUUGUGGGGAAAAAAAACAGUUCCCUUGGAAUUUCUCAAACAGCAGCUCAUGAAGAAAGAAUGUAAUCAUACAGUUGUUAAAACUUAGAAAUGCAAAAAACUACUGUCGAGCGCCGUUUCUCAAGCAGUUAAAUUUACUCUUUCAUCUACUUUUUUUUUCAACCCAGUGGUUUUCAUUUUAAAAAAAAGGUCAAAAUUCUGUUCCAAGACAAACUUUGGGUUAUGUAAAUCUGUAUGUAGUUAAACUCUUGGAAGAACAAUAUAACUGCAAAGUAUCCACGACCAGUUUGCUUUAUUUGACCCUAGCAAUUCCAUUGUCAAGACAUCGGUCAAUAUUAAAAGUGUUCUUAAUAAACCUGUAAUGCAUGCACAUGUAAUAUCUCUGUACAGUAUUAUGUGCAAGAAAUAAUAAAUGACGCUCAUUUGCUCUUUCAGGGUAAAA
Molecule: messenger RNA, 5240 nt
Organism: Acanthaster planci (crown-of-thorns starfish)
Lineage: Eukaryota; Metazoa; Echinodermata; Asteroidea; Valvatida; Acanthasteridae
Product: alpha-centractin
Source: RefSeq, a predicted model, not a curated record